Molecule: messenger RNA, 1260 nt
Organism: Stylophora pistillata
Lineage: Eukaryota; Metazoa; Cnidaria; Anthozoa; Scleractinia; Pocilloporidae
Product: protein ALP1-like
Source: RefSeq, a predicted model, not a curated record
AUGGCGGCCGCGCUUGAACUUCUCAAAUUUUUUUCCCGUAAGAGAAAGGCAGAACAAGAGUUUUUAGGUGACCAAUAUAGGUUAAAGGAAGAAAUGGCAAAGAAACGUUUUCGUAGGGAGAUGGAGUUCGAAACUGAAGCUUCACAGCCCGCUGUUAUGUCAGCAAUCGUGAUUACAAAAAGCGACAGAAACGAGCGUGGUCAUGAUAAGUUGAGGAACGGAAAUUGGUGGACAAACGGAUAUCAAAACUGGGAUGAAGAAUCUUUCAAGAAAAGGUUAAGGGUGUCUCGAGACACUUUUGAAUUUAUUCUAAGCGAAAUUAAAGACCUUAUCGUGAAGGAGCCCACUCGCAUGAAGCCUCACCCUACUCCGCCUGCUACCCAGUUGGCUUUAUGUCUAUACAGACUAGCACACGGGUGCACGUUUUUGACCGUUGGAGACCUCUUUGGGGUUGCAGAAUCAACUGCUCACAUCAUUUUCCAAGACGUUUGUAAGGCCAUUGUGGGAUGUUUGUAUGACAGAUUCGUUUACCUGCCAAGAAAUCUACAAGAGUGGAGUCAAGAACUGGAAAAUUUUCUGGGAAAUUGGGAGUUUCCUUGUGUUGGGGCGUGGGAUGGGUUUCAUGUUUACGUAAGCACUAAACUUAAGAACUUUUACAGUUACAAGAAGAGGUAUUCAGUUACAAACAUGGGAUUCAUUGGUUAUAACAAGCGUUUUAUGUGGGCUGCAGUGGGCGCCCCAGGAUCCACACAUGACUCUAGGCUUUUAAGAAGUUGUGGUAUUUAUUCUGACAUCGAAUCUGGUCACGUGCUUCCUAACAGGUCUUUGAAUCUUGACCCUCAUGGGGAGAUUCCGUUUACCACUGUGGGUGAUUCAGCCUUUCCCAACCAUUCCUGGCUUCUAAAACCAUACAAAGAUGGGACAAGGGUACCUAAGCAAAGGUAUUUUAACAGGAGACUUUGCUCUGCAAGGGUAGUUUCUGAACAUGCUUAUGGAAUGUUAAAGGGGCGGUGGAGAAUUCUCUACAAAAAGACAGAAUGUCAUUUAGACAACAUUUCCCUCAUCAUCAUGACCUGCAUUGCUCUCCAUAAUCUUUGCAUCCACCGAAGUGAUCCCUGUAACCCCAGGUGGAGACUUCAGGUCAAUGAACUUAAUCUGAUUCGAAAUGGAGAUGCCCAAGCUGAUGAUGGAAAUACAACAAGAGAAGCCGUUGCCAAUUGGUUGUGGGAUAUCAGAGAGGAAAGAAAUGCAGCCCCUUGA